Molecule: messenger RNA, 10510 nt
Organism: Bombina bombina (fire-bellied toad)
Lineage: Eukaryota; Metazoa; Chordata; Amphibia; Anura; Bombinatoridae
Gene: CCS
Product: copper chaperone for superoxide dismutase
Exons: 8
Coding region: 84-878 (264 amino acids)
Biological process (GO): removal of superoxide radicals
Molecular function (GO): copper ion binding
Source: RefSeq, a predicted model, not a curated record
UGAAAACACAAUAUGGAGACAUCUGGGGAUGGUGGAGUCAGUUGUAAGGUGAUCAGAUACCCGUGUCCAAAGAGUGACCCCUAAUGCCACUGGAAUUUACCGUCCAGAUGACUUGUGAAAAAUGCGUAAACGCUGUGAAAGUAUCGCUAGAAAACACUCAAGGUGUUCACAACGUCAAUGUCAAUCUAGAGACAGGAGCUGUAUUGGUAGAAACCUCGCUGACGGCACAUGACGUUCAGCAAUUGCUGGAAAGUACUGGGCGUAGAGCUGUUCUAAAGGGAAUGGGCAGUACUGAAAUGAAGAACCUCGGCUCUGCCGUAGCCAUGAUGUCUGGUGGGGAGUGUCCUGUACAGGGCGUUGUGCGAUUUUUGCAAGCAAAUGAGAAGAAAUGUAUUAUCGAUGGGACGCUGGAUGGCCUGAGCCCUGGGCUGCAUGGGAUUCAUGUACAUGACUUUGGGGACAUUUCUGAUGGGUGUGCAAGCUGCGGUAAACAUUAUAAUCCUGAUGGUAAUUCACACGGAGGACCUAGAGAUAGCGAUCGGCAUGUAGGCGAUUUGGGGAAUAUUUUGGCCAAUUCCGAAGGAAGAGCAAGUUUCAGGAUGGAGGAUGAAAGAUUAAAGGUCUGGGAUAUCAUUGGUCGGUCUGUAGUGGUGGACGAAGGCGAAGAUGACUUGGGACGAGGGCUGCACCCGCUAUCCAAAGUGACAGGCAACUCUGGAAAUAGGUUAGCGUGUGGAAUCAUUGCUCGUUCUGCUGGCCUUUUCGAAAACGCAAAACAGAUUUGCUCCUGCGAUGGGGUGACUAUUUGGGAGGAACGAGACUAUCCGAUCGCCGGGCCUGAACGAAAAAAAAUCCAUAGUCCGCCUGCUAAUCUUUAAUAAAUACAUUUCCAAAACUUUUACAGCCACUCGCAUAUCAUAAAUCUGCAUUCUAUCUCCUGUGCUUUAACUAACGUACCAAUGAAAAAAAAGUUUUAAAUUGCUGGAAUAAUUUACAAUUUUGCCUGUAUGUCAGCUUUUUUUUUUUUUCAAAGGUAUAAGAGUAUACCCCAGCGCCAUCUUUUUUUUUUUUUUUUUGUCAUACAGUCGGCAGCAUUUUCAAUUCUUGUAGAAAGUCAAGCCACAUUAGGUGCAACAGAGAUACAGAUCGAAAAAUUAAAACAAUAGUUAAUUAGACCAGAAAUUUGUGGCCUAAAUAUAUGCUUAUUUUAGGCAAUGACAGAAUAGAGGACCUUACUAACACGCAGUUUAUACAUUGGUAUUUGAGACUCGGAGAUAUGCUUUAAAGGGAUAUGAAUUGCUUUUUCCUUCCAUAAGGCAGGGAGAGUCCACAACUUCAUUGCUUACUGUUGGGAACCCAUCCAGACUGUCGCCUAACAGCUCCUGAGCAAUCAGUGUUGAUGAGUUUCACUGCUUGUUGCUACACACUCAAGUCCAUGUGAGAGGCGUCGCUGCAAGACUGUCACACUUGAGAGGCUGUGCCUGUUCCACAGCAUGGAUCUUGGAGGGUAAGACUGUUUUAUAUAUACACUUUUGCUAUACAGGGUCACAGUAUGGCUCCUUUAUGCCUUGAUAGGAUCAAGGGUUAAUAUCUCCUUCAGGGAGAUUAUUUGAACAGCAAGAGGUUAUUUAUAACUGCUUUUAUGUGUGAGUUUUUUAGGCUCAUAGACUGUGUGCUUUUGGCUUGGAACAAACAGGUUUCACUUUCGUUUUGGUGUGUUGCGCAGCUCAUAAUAGCUUGGCGCCUUUUUCAUAGCAGGGUAAGUCCUGUCCUACGCACUAUGUGACCGGGUGCAGUCUUUUUGUUUUUCCUACGAUCUUGCUGCGUACUUUGCUUCAAGCGUUUUCUCUGUUAGCUGUCUGGGUCUAGGAGGUGGUGAGUGCCCCAGGCAUUGGGAUUAUAAAGGUGGCAUUUAUUUUGAGUAAAGUGUUUACUUUUUGUCUGUCCUUCUGUGACUAUAUCCAUAGCUAUGGAGGACUCUGAUACCACAUUAAAAGGUUUCGCUCCUUCUGUACUGAUUAAUAAUUCCUGUUUAUAUUGUGAGGAGGCCGUGGUUUGCCCGCCUGCUCAAUUUUGUUUCAUUUACCUAAGCAAUAUUUUAAAGUCUAAGAAGGGAGACAAGCCUGCUAAUACUCAUAGCGCUGUUAGCCCCUCUGAGAUGUCUACCUCUCAGGAAUCUGGGUCCCGAGAGAUUGCUACCUUUUCUACCCUACCCGCUCCACAUGCAGGUUCCCGCGGCUCAACUAAUCCUCCAUCUGGAGGGGGCUUUUUUCCUGCAGACUUUACCGCGCAGUUACAGUCGGCGGUGUCUGCAGCUCUGAAUGCCUUACCUCGCUCUUACAAACGCAAGCAAAAUGUUAAACAUAGUUCUCCUGACCUAGAGUCAUCUAAAUAUUUGUCGGAUUUAGCUACUAUGUCCCAGCUAUCGGAGGAUGAGUUAACCUAUGUAUCUUCAGAGAGUGAACUUUCUGAGUCAGAGACUUCAAUUUCUAAACCUCCUUCAGCGGAGGAACCCUUCUUUUAGAUUUAGAAUUGAGUAUCUGCAUUUUUUAUUAAAGGAUUAAAAAAGGUUCAAGGUUCUGUCUAUGCUAGAGGUUCCAGAGGCUACACUCCCUGAGGAACCUAAGAUCCCUAAAUUAGACAGGGUUUAUGAAGACAGGAUGGUCCCUCUGACUUUUCCUGUGCUAGUUAAGAUGGUGAACAUUAUUAGUAACGAAUGGGAAUGAAUAGGAACUUCUUUUUCCCCCUCGUCUACUUUUAAAAAAUUAUUCCCGGUCCCUGACUCUCAAUUAGACUUAUGGGGUUACAUCCCUAAGGUGGAUGGCGCUAUUUCUACGCUGGCUAAGCGUACUACCAUGCCUAUGGAUAAUAAAAUGGAAAACUUUCUGAGGAAGAUGUUUCAACAUACAGGGUUUUUAUUUCAACCGGCGGCAGCUGUAGCCACAGUUGCUGGAGCAGCUACCUACUGGUGCGACACUCUGUCGGAGCUCAUUGAGGUGGAGACUCCCCUUGAGGAUAUUCAGGAGAGAAUUAAGGCUCUGAGAAUUGCUAACUCCUUCAUCUGUGAUGCGAAUAUGCAGAUUAUUUGCAUAAAUGCAAAGGCUUCUGGCUUUGCGGUCCUAGCCCACCGGGCUCUCUGGUUGAAGUCUUGGUCUGUGGAUAUGACUUCUAAAUCCAGACUCCUUUCUCUUACUUUCAAGGGGACGAUUUUAUUCGGUCCAGGGCUGGACUCCAUUAUUUCUACGGUUACCGGAGGGAAGGGUGCUUUCCUACUGCAGGACAAGAAAAAUUAGCCUAAGGGACGGCAAUUGUCUAAUUUUCGUUCCUUUCGUCCUGACAAAUCACGACGACAGCAAUCCUCCUCCAAGUCCGAGCAGCCCAAGACUACUUGGAACAGACUAAGAAGCCCGCUGAGAAUAAAUCGGCAUGAAAGGGCGGCCCCCGAUCCGGGAUUGGAUCGAGUAGGGGGCAGACUGUCUUGCUUUUAGACGCUUGGUUCCAGGAUGUACAGGAUCCUUGGGUCCUGGAGGUUGUAUCUCAGGGAUACCGGAUAGGAUUUAAGUAUCAUCCGCCCAGGUGCAGGUUCCUUCUCUCUAGUCUGUCUACAAGACCAGAAAAGAGGGCUGCCUUCUUAGGUUGCGUACGGGAUCUCUCCUCUCUAGGAGUAAUUGUCCUGGUACCUACAGUAGAAAGAGUAUUGGGGUUUAAUUCAAACCUUUUCGUGGUUCCAAAGAAGGAGGGAACUUUUUAUCCAAUUCUGGACCUAAAGUGCCUAAACAAGUUUCUGAGUGUUCCCUCUUUCAAGAUGGAGACAAUACGGUCAAUCCUUCCUCUGGUUCAGGAAGGACAGUUUAUGAUCACAAUACUCCAAGUACAAGGGUGAAUUUCCUGGGGACAAUAAUAAACUCCAGAUCCAUGAGAAUAUUCCUCACAGAUCAGAGACGUUGCAAGCUAACUUCUGCAUGUCUUGCCCUCCAGGCCUCUCGGUGACUCAGUGUAUGGAGGCGAUUGGACUCAUGGUGUCCUGUAUGGACAUCAUUCCUUUUGCUAGAUUCCAUCUCAGACCCUUACAAAUUUGCAUACUGAGACAAUGGAAUGGCGAACAUUCAGAUCUGUCUCAACAGAUCGUGCUGGACAACCUGUGUAGAGACUCGCUCUCUUGGUGGCUCUGUCCAGAUCAUCUGUCUCAAGGCACGUACUUCUUGAGAUCGUCCUGGGAGAUUGUGACCGAGGCGGACGCAAGCCUUUCCAGCUGGGGAGCCGUUUGGGGUGCCAAGAAGGCACAAGGGCUGUGGAUGCCUUGAAGGCUUGGCCCCUUCUGGGUUUGUCCCAGUUUAUCAGAUUCCAAUCAGACAAUAUAACCUUGGUUGCCUACAUCAACCACCAGGGGGAAACGAGAAGUAUCUCAGAUACUAGAGUGGGCGGAGAGACUCGCCCUCUUGGUGGCUCUGUCCAGAUCAUCUGUCUCAAGGCACGUGCUUUUUGAGAUCGUCCUGGGAGAUUGUGACUACGGAACGCAAGCCUUUCCAGCUGGGGAGCCGUUUGGGCUGCCAAGAAGGCACAAGGGCUGUGAACUCAGGAGGAGCCUUCUCUUCCAAUCAAUAUAUUGGAACUCUGGGCAAUCUUCAAUGCCUUGAAGGCUUGGCCCCUUCUGGGUUUGUUCCAGUUUAUCAGAUUCCAAUCAGACAAUAUAACCUUGGUUGCCUACAUCAACCACCAGGGGGAAACGAGAAGUAUCUCAGAUACUAGAGUGGGCGGAGACUUACAGAUGUACACUGUCAGCGAUCCACAUUCCGGGUGUGGACAACUGGGAAGCGGACUUCCUCAGCAGGCAAUCCUUUCACCCAGGGGAAUGGUCUCUCCACCCUGAGGUUUUUGCAGAAAUAUGCGAGUGGGGGACGCCGGAGAUGGACCUCAUGGCAUUCCACCUCAAUACCAAGCUACCCAGGUACGGGUCAAGGGAUCCCCAGGCGGAACUAAUAGAUGCCCUAUCAGUACCAUGGAGGUUAACACUUGUAUAUCUUUUUCCUCCAUUACCGCUUCUCUCUCAUUUGGUGGCUCGCAUCAAGCAGGAGAGAGCAUUAGUCAUUGUGAUUUCUCUGUCGUGGCCGCGAAGGACGUGGUUUGUGGAUCUGGUGGGGAUGUCCUCAUCUUCUCAGUGGAGGUUACCUUGUCGCAGAGAUCUGCUGAUACCGGGUCCCUUUGUUCAUCAAAUUCUAGAUUCUCUGAGGCUGACUGCGUGGAGAUUGAAUGCUUAAGCUUAGCCAAGAGAGGGUUUUCUGAGAGUGUUAUCAACACUCUGGUUCAAGCUCGUAAACCAGUUACUCGUCGUAUCUACCAUAAAGUGUGGAGGACUUGUACUGGUGUGAAGAGCGUGGCUUUCCCUGGCAUAAGGUUAAGGUUACCAGAAUUUUAUAUUUUCUCCAGAAUGGACUGGAGAAGGGUUUAUCUGCUAGUUCCCUGAAGGGACAGAUAUUAGCCCCGUCGGUGUUACUGCACAAGAGAUUGGCUGAGCCUCUGGAUGUGCAGUUCUUUGUUAAGGCUCUGGCUAGGAUCAGACCCAUGUUUAGAUCUGAGGCUCCGCCUUGGAGGCUAAAUCUUGUUCUUAGUGUUUUGCAGCAGGCCCCGUUUGAGCCUAUGCAUACUGUUGACAUUAAAUUGUUUUCUUGGAAAGUUCUUUUUUUGUUGGCUAUUGCCUCUGCGCACAGAGUUUCUGAGAUUUCUGCUUUGCAAUGUGACCCCCCCUUAUCUGGUUUUUCAUGCUGAUAAGGCGGUUUUACGCACUAAACUAGGGUUCCUCCCUAAGAUGGUGUCGAAUUGUAACAUUAAUCAAGAGAUUGUUGUUCCUUCCUUGUGUCCUAAUCCUCCUUCAGCGAAGGAACGUUUGCUUCACAAUCUAGAUGUGGUUCAUGCCUUGAAGUUCUAUCUUCAGGCUACUAAGGAAUUCAGACAAUCUUCCUCUUUGUCAUCUAUACAGGGAAGCGAAAGGGGCAGAAGGCUACUACGACUUCCCUAUCUUUCUGGUUGAGGAGUGUCAUCCGCUUAGCUUAUGAGACAGUGGGACGACAGCCUCUUGAGAUAACGGCUCAUUCCACUAGAGCAGUGGCUUCCUCUUGGGCCUUUAAGAACGAGGCCUCUAUGGAUCAGAUUUGUAAGGCGGCUACCUGGUCCUCCUUACAUACUUUUUCUAAAUUUUACAAGUUUGAUGUUUUUGCUUCGGCUGAAGCAGAUUUCGGGAGAAAAGUUUUGCAGGCUGUGGUGCCCUCAGAAUAGGGUUCGUCUCUUUUUUUCUGUACCCUCCCGUUAUUCAUUCAAUGUCCUCUGGAGUUGGGUAUUAUUUUCCCAACAGUAAGGAAUGAAGUCGUGGACUCUCCCUGCCUUAUGGAAGGAAAAAAAUAAUUUAUGAUUACCAGAUAAAUUCCUUUCCUUCCUGGCAGGGAGAGUCCACGAACCCGCCUGUAAUUUAUGUUUUGAUGAGCGUCUCCCUUUUUAUAUUAUUUCUUCUGGCACCUUUUCUCCUACUUUUCCUUGUUCCCUCAGCAAAAUGACUGGGGGCUAGGGGAAGUGGGAGGGAUAUUUAAACCUCCUCCUGGUGGCCAGGUGUAGUAUUUCCCAACAGUAAGGAAUGAAGUUGUGGACUCUCCCUGCCAGGAAAGAAAGGAAUUUAUCUGGUAAGCAUAAAUUAUGUUUUCCCCCCAUGAUUCAGAUUGAACAUACUAAUUUAUAUAAUGUUCUUAUUUACUUCUAUUAUCAUUUUACUUUGUUCUUUUUGUAUCAUUUGUUGAAAAGCAGGGACGUAAGCUCGGGCACACUAUAUGGUAGCAGUUUUGCAAGAGUAUGAUUUCCUGCCAUAUAGUGCUCCAGAGACCUACCUAGGUAUCUCUUCAACACAGAAUAUCAUGGGAACACAACAAAUUUGAUAAUAGAAGUAAAUUGUAUACUUUGUUGGGGUUUCGUAUCCCUUUAAAGUCAUUUCAGCCAAGUACUUAAAGGGAUGGAAUGGUGAAAACUAAAUCCUGCCUUUCAAUGUGAAAUAUAAACUUCCAUUAGCUAAGUGUUGUUAGUGGUUUUCUGCAGCAUACACACAUAUGCUGAAGGCCGUGCACUAGAGUUUCUCAGAGAGCUGGCUGUGGUGUGUGUUGCUUAUGAAGAAGUCAUUUGUGUCAUACAAACCCCUGCUGACUCUCUGACGAGGUGUAGUGUCUGAAUACUGGUGCACGGCCUUGCAGGAUAUGUGCAUAUACCGCAGGAAAAACGUAAUAACUUUUACUAGAAGUUAUUUUGCUAAUGAAAGUAUAAUGUAAAAAUGUUUAGAUUUCAAAUUGAAAUGCACCUGUGCACAUUUAAUUUUUUACCUUGUUAUCCCUUUAAAGCGACGUAUCCCCACCAUUAAAAAUAAAACAAAAACAAUUAUCAACAAAAAUCUCCUUACAUUUUCCCAAAGGAAUGUGUUCUACUCCUUAGUUAUCUACAGUCUAUAGAGACUUUCUAUAGUUUAUUUUUGAUUGGUCGAUUAAAUCAAACCUAUACGUAGACUUUUUAUUUUUGCAUAAAUUGUGUAUAUACGAACAAGGAAGAAGCAAAGUUUGCCAAAAAUGCACAGUGAAAAAUAUAUUUGUUCUGCUAAAUAACACGUAACCGCUAUACACAUCAAUAGAAUAAAAUAUAAAUAUAUUUCUUUCAUGUAAUUAGCAAGAGUCCAUGAGCUAGUGACAUAUGGGAUAUACAUUCCUACCAGGAGGGGGCAAAGUUUCCCAAACCUCAAAAUGCCUAUAAAUACACCUCUCACCACACCCACAAAUCAGUUUUACAAACUUUGCCUCCUAUGGAGGUGGUGAAGUAAGUUUGUGCUAUAUUUCUACGCUUCUCAGCAUGCUGAAGCCCGGUUCCUCUCAGAGUGCAGUGAAUGACAGAGGGAUGUGAAGGGAGUAUUACCUAUUGAAUACAAUGGUCAUCCUAACGGGGAUCUAUUUCAUAGGUUCUCUGUUAUCGGUCGUAGAGAUUCAUCUCCUACCUCCCUUUUCAGAUCGACGAUAUACUCUUAUAUACCAUUACCUCUACUGAUUCUUGUUUCAGUACUGGUUUGGCUAUCUACUUUAUGUAAAUGAGUGUCUUUUGGUAAGUAUGUUUUCCUUUGUUAAGACACUCUCAGCUAUGGUUUGGCACUUUAAAUGUAAAGUUCUAAAUAUAAUGUUUGUACUUAUAUUUGCCAUGAUUCAGGUUUAUCAGUAUAUUUCCUUUUUGCAGACUGUCAGUUUCAUUUUGGGAAAUGCACAUAUAUUUAAAAAAAAAAAAUAAUAAUAAUUUUCUUACCUGAAAUUUUUCAAAUUGACUUUUUUCUAAAUUGCGGGCUGUUAGGCUCGCGGGUGCGCAAAAUGCUAUAAUUUAUUGCGUCAUUCUUGGUGCGAGACUUUUUUGGCGCUAGAAUUACGUUUGUUGACGUAUUUUCGUCAUUUCCGGCAUCUUAGUUGGAGCCGAGAAUUUUCACGUAGUUGCGUCAUCUAUGACGCUUGUGUUUGUUGCAGACGUUUUUGGCGCCAAAAAAUAUUUUGUCAGUUGUGGGCGUCAUACUUGGCGCCAGACUUUUUGACAUUAUUUAAGUCUUCAUGUAUUUUUGCUUCUGGUUUCCAGAGACUUAUUCUGUUUGCAUUUUUUCCCAUUCCUGAAACUGUCAUAUAAGGAAAUUGAUCAUUUUGCUUUAUAUAUUAUUUUUUCUAUUACAUAUUGCAAGAUGUCUCAAUCUGAUCCUGUUUCAGAAUCCACUAUUGGAAUGCUGCUGCCUGAUGUCGGUUCUACCAAAGCUAAGUGCAUUUGUUGUAAACUUGUGGUAACUGUUCCUCCAGCUGUAGUUUGUGUUAGUUGUCAUGACAAACUUUUACAUGCAGAACAUAUUUCCAUUAGUAAUAAUCCAUUACCUGUUAUUCCUUCAACAUCUAAUGCUCAGGAUAUUCCUGUUAAUGUGAGAGAAUUUGUUUCUAAUUCUAUUCAGAAGGCUCUGUCUGUUAUACCCCCUUCUAAUAAACGUAAAAGGUCUUUUAAAACUUCUCAUAAAAUUGAUGAAUUUUUAAAUCUUCUUUCCAUACUUUUACUAAAUUCUACCAUUUUGAUGUUUUCUCUUCUUCAGAAGCAGUUUUUGGUAGAAAAGUUCUUCAGGCAGCUGUUUGUUUGAUUCUUCAGCUUAUAAUUUGAGUUUUUUUCAUUAUAAAGAUUAAAACUUUUGAUUUGGGUUGUGGAUUCAUUUUUUCAGCGGAAUUGGCUGUCUUUAUUUUAAAGGCUGUGACACACUGCAAGCGGAGCGGCGCGCAGCGUGUACAUGCAGCUGUGCGCACUCAGUGUGUCCUGCCUUUUCAUCUCUGAGCACUCUGCUGCGUCAGGUCGCGUAGCUGAGUGCUCAGAGAUUAAAUAAUUGAACUUUAGAAGCGAUGCGACGCGGUGCGAAGCAGCUGCAUCGCCUCGCGCCGCAUCGCUUGCAGUGUGUCACAGCCUUUAUCCCUCCCUUUCUAGUGACUCUUGCGUGGAGUUCCACAUCUUGGGUAUUGCUAUCCCAUACGUCACUAGCUCAUGGACUCUUGCCAAUUACAUGAAAGAAAACAUAAUUUAUGUAAGAACUUACCUGAUAAAUUCAUUUCUUUCAUAUUGGCAAGAGUCCAUGAGGCCCACCCUUUUUUGUGGUGGUUAUGAUUUUUUUGUAUAAAGCACAAUUAUUCCAAUUCCUUGUUGAUGCUUUCGCUCCUUUCUUAUCACCCCACUUCUUGGCUAUUUGUUAAACUGAAUUGUAGGUGUGGUGAGGGGUGUAUUUAUAGGCAUUUUGAGGUUUGGGAAACUUUGCCCCUCCUGGUAGGAAUGUAUAUCCCAUACGUAACUAGCUCAUGGACUCUUGCCAAUAUGAAAGAAAUGAAUUUAUCAGGUAAAUUGUUACAUAAAUUAUGUUUUGUUCUGCUAAAUAACACGUAACCGCUAUACACAUCAAUAGAAUAAAAUAUAAAUAUAUUUGUUCUGCUAAAUAACACGUAACCGCUAUACACAUCAAUAGAAUAAAAUAUAAAUAUAUUUGUUCUGCUAAAUAACACGUAACCGCUAUACACAUCAAUAGAAUAAAAUAUAAAUAUAUUUGUUCUGCUAAAUAACACGUAACCGCUAUACACAUCAAUAGAAUAAAAUAUAAAUAUAUUUGUUCUGCUAAAUAACACGUAACCGCUAUACACAUCAAUAGAAUAAAAUAUAAAUAUAUUUGUUCUGCUAAAUAACACGUAACCGCUAUACACAUCAAUAGAAUAAAAUAUAUUUCUUUGUAUAAAUCUAAACCAUAAAAUAUAAAUAUGAUCAUUUUUUAUUGAUAUAUUGAUUGAAAGUAUGACUGAAAAAAUAUGCUCUUAAAUAUAAAGUUAUGUGAUUAAGAGUUUGAUGAUUUAAAAAUGAUAUAUAGUGUAUGUAAAUAAUCUGCCAUAAAAUGUGAGUUUCUGUUCUUUAUGAAAUGAUCUAAUAAAUAAACGUAUUUUGCUACAACAAA